GAGCCGUCACUGCUGACUCGUUCAUUUACCUGACAGCCACCAACCAAUCCUCUUUUUCUUCUCGUCUUCGCUUCCAUUUCUCUCCUCUUCUAAAAAUUUUCCCAAAAUUUUCAGCUCAAAUCCUCGAAUCCUCCGGACCCUUGCGAAUCCGCCCAGAAUUCGCCUCCCCCACGUCGCGACCCGGGUCGAUCCCGCAUGGAGCGCGUGUUCUCCGUCGAGGAGAUCCCCAACCCCUACUGGAUCCCAUCGCAGCCGCAGGUGCCGGCCACCGGCGCCUCCGCGGCAUCCGGAGGAGGAGGUGGCGGUGGUGGCGCGGCGGUGGACGGCGCUGGCGCGAUGAACAGGUGCCCCUCGGAGUGGUACUUCCAGAAGUUCCUGGAGGAGGCUGUGCUUGACAGCCCAACGCCCGACCCGGGCGCUGGGAGGGGCGUGGGCGGAGGGGAGGCGGUGGAGGUCAAGCCGCUGGGUGUCGGGGCGGCGGCGGCCUCGAGCGCGGUGGUGGACCCGGUGGAGUACAACGCGAUGCUGAAGCAGAAGCUUGAGAAGGACCUCGCUGCCGUUGCCAUGUGGAGGGCCUCUAGUGCGAUGCCCCCAGAACGUUCUGCAGCUGGUUCGUCCUUGCCAGCUGUGGAUGCUUCGCCUGUGGGCCCUGUUAAUUCCAUCGGAGGUAAUGGGAUUCCGCUUCAAAACCAGCUAACUGGUGCCCCAGGUGGGGGAUCAGGUCCACAGUUGGUACAAAAUGCCGAUGUCCUAGUUAAGCAAGCCACUAGCUCUUCCUCGCGGGAACAGUCAGAUGAUGAUGACAUGGAAGGAGAAGCUGAGACUACUGAAAAUGCAAACCCUAAUCAACACAGACUGCAGAGGAGGAAGCAAUCCAACCGGGAGUCAGCCAGGCGUUCAAGAAGCAGAAAGGCAGCCCACUUGAAUGAACUGGAUGCACAGGUAGCACAGUUAAGAGUUGAAAACUCUUCACUGUUACGGCGCCUUGCAGAUGUUAACCAGAAGUUCAAUGAGGCUGCUGUUGACAAUAGGGUGUUAAAAGCAGAUGUUGAAACCUUAAGAGCAAAGGUGAAGAUGGCAGAGGACUCGGUGAAGCGGGUGACAGGCAUGAAUACGUUGUUCCCUGCCGUCUCUGAUAUGUCAUCCCACAGCAUGCCAUUCAACGGCUCCCCAUCUGACUCCACCUCCGACGCUGCCGUCCCCAUCCAAGAUGACCCCAACAACUACUUCGCCAGUCCCAGCGAAGUCCUAGCUAACAAUAGCUACAUGCCAGAGAUAGCUUCCUUGGCUCAAGAGGACGACGAUUUCAUCAACGCGGCCCUGGCUGCUGGCAAGCUGGGUAGAACCACCUCGCUGCAGCGGGUGGCGAGCCUGGAGCAUCUCCAGAAGAGGAUGUGCGGAGGGCCGGCGUCAUCUGGGUCGACGUCCUAGUCUGCUCCAUUCGAUCAGACGGAGAGACCCAGCGAGCAAGAAUGAUAAAUUGACGAUUUCAGACAUACAUUGUAGCGGGCAUUGCUAAUCAUGUGAUGAUGUUUAUUGGUUGUAGACUUGUGGUUGUUGUGCACUGUUUGGGUGGAUAUCUAGUACUCUCAUGCUGCUGUUCGUGAGACACAAGUUACUCAACAGAUCAGUGACAUAUGCAACGUUGUUGCC
This is a messenger RNA of Phragmites australis (common reed), 1653 nucleotides long. RefSeq names its product bZIP transcription factor RISBZ2-like. Gene Ontology annotation, molecular function: DNA-binding transcription factor activity. Lineage: Eukaryota; Viridiplantae; Streptophyta; Magnoliopsida; Poales; Poaceae. The transcript has 6 exons. Gene Ontology annotation, biological process: regulation of DNA-templated transcription. The record is from RefSeq and is a predicted model, not a curated record. The coding region runs from base 196 to 1431 and encodes 411 amino acids.